Messenger RNA from Moesziomyces antarcticus, 2742 nucleotides. Its product is annotated as CDF-like metal transporter. Bases 1 to 2742 code for a protein of 913 amino acids. The transcript has a single exon. The record is from RefSeq and is a predicted model, not a curated record. Gene Ontology annotation, molecular function: zinc ion transmembrane transporter activity. Gene Ontology annotation, biological process: intracellular zinc ion homeostasis; transmembrane transport; zinc ion transport. Lineage: Eukaryota; Fungi; Basidiomycota; Ustilaginomycetes; Ustilaginales; Ustilaginaceae. Gene Ontology annotation, cellular component: membrane; Golgi apparatus.
AUGUCGUCGCCCUACACCACCACGCCCGAUGCGCGGUCGCGCGGCAAGGUGCGAAUGGAUCCACUCGCCGCUUCGUCGCGCUCCGGCAGCACGGGAUCGAGCUCGCUGCUCGGUUUCCCCAUCCCCACGGACCUGCUGCUCGGCCUGCUGCUCAACAAGACGCUGCUCGCCUCGGCGGCGCUGCUCGUGCGCUCAUGGCUCUCGUCCACCCACACCGAGACCAUGCAUUCCGUGCUUGCGUCCGACGUCUCACCCGCGGGGACCUCGUCCGACCUCACAUCGUCGAUCGGCACAACGAUGGCGGCAAGAGCGGGCCCCAGCUCAUGGGCCAUCGCCACGCUGGUGUUUUUCAUCGCGGCCCUUGUGCAGGGGGUGUGGUUCAAGGCAUGGCAGUGGCUGCCUGCGGUUAACCGCGUGGAUAAGCGUAGGCUGUCAAUUCUCGCCGCCAUCACGUUUGCACAGUUGCUCGUGUGGCUCAUGGCGCUGCGCAAGCUGGAUGCGGUCAACGUGAUCAUCUUUACGCAGUACUGCGAGAUCUGGGCGGUGGAUCUUGCAAAGAGCUUAGGGGGUAGGAGCUACGGCGGCUACACGACGCUCUUUGCGCUCGCCAUCUCGUUUCUCUCGUCCAUCUCCAACUCGGCGUCGCUGCCGUCGUCGACGCUCGAGUACUCGGCGCAUAUUCUCGACAUGUAUGCGGAUGCAGAUCUGCCCGACAGCCUGAGGCGCAAUCGUCCGGCGGGGCUUGCGUCGCCGUCGCAGCUUCGUGCAGCUUCGGCGGCGGUAGAGGCUUCGGCCGCCAGCUUCAGCGUGUUAGGCACGCUUACUGGACACGCCUUCCUGCUCGUCUUUGCGCUGCUCACCAUCGAAAGGGAGAGCGCGCUGCUCAGCGCGAGCAGAGACACGGGCGGUCGGAGGAGGGCGGGUAUUGUGGCGACCAUCGUGGCGUCUGCGUUUACGCUGCCGGCGUCGCUGCUGCUGAGGCUGUUUGGCUUUUCGACGCUCCCCUCGCUCGACUCGCUGCUGGCCUCGACGACGGGAAGCACCACGACGAGCGUGGGCCACCUUCCCGCCUACCUCGCCAUCAGCUUCGGCGCGGUCAUUCUCGAGCCACUCGUGAGCACCUCGAUCGAAUCGCACGCGUCCACCAAGGAUCGCGUCGCGCACGGUUGGCCGCUCGCCGUGCUGGCGUCGUUCGCCAUUGGCUUUGUUGGAUUUGGCUAUCGUCCGCUGUGGUCCCAGAUUGUGGUUGCGCUGCUUGUGGGUCAGGCGCUCCGCACCAUCCUCAAGAACUCGCCCGAUCACGCUUCGUCGCGCUUCAGCUCGUCUGGCGCCGAGACGGAGGCGACACGGUCCGGCAAUGUGGCGGGGAAGACGUCCGAUGUUUCCGCGUUGCAGGAGCUGGUCGAGUCGAUGUCGUCGGCUGCGACGGCCACGCGACGCACGGUCAAGGUGAUUCUGGCCAACCCGGACUCGCGCAAGAUCUUCCAGUUCCUCAUGCUCAACCUCGCCUUCAUGGGUGUGCAGCUGCUGUGGGGAGUGUGGACCAACAGUCUGGGCCUGAUCAGCGAUGCCAUCCACAUGUUCUUUGACUGCGCAGCCAUCGGGAUGGGCCUGUUUGCGAGUGUCAUGGCGACUUGGCCUACGGAUUCCACCUUCACCUACGGCUACGGACGCGUCGAGACGCUCAGCGGCUUUGCCAAUGGCAUCUUUCUCAUCCUCAUCUCGAUCUUUAUCGUGUUCGAGGCGGUGCAGCGCAUCAUCGAGCCGCCGGUGAUGAACAGCAAUACGCAGCUGCUGAUUGUCAGCAGCAUGGGUCUGGCCGUCAAUCUGUUUGGUAUGUGGGCCACCGGCGGUCACCACCAUCACGGCCACUCGCACGGCCACGGCCACGAUCACGGUCAUGGGCAUGGUCACGGACAUGACCACGGCCACGGCCAUUCGCACAACAUGAUGGGCGUGUACCUGCACGUCAUGGCCGACACGCUGGGUUCGGUGGGCGUGAUCAUUAGCACGCUGCUGAUCGGACAGUUUGGAUGGACGGGCUUCGAUCCGAUCGCAUCGCUCUUCAUUGCCUUUAUGAUUGUGGGCUCGGUGAUCCCACUCGUGCUCGAGUCUGGGCGCAUCCUGUGUCUGGAGGUGGGGGAGCAUCGCGAGGCUGAGAUGAGCGAGGCGCUCGAGGCUCUGCGCAGCAUCAACGGCGUCGUCUCGUACCAUUCGCCGCGCUUCUGGCCCAAGGACGCAGAGACGCUCGUGGGCGUCAUCCGCGUGCAGGUGGUGUGGCCUCUGCACGGCGAGCAUGCGCAUGCGCAUAGCCAUGAUCACAAGCACGACCACGAUCACAAAUACGAUCAUAGACACGGCCACGACCAUAGUCACGGCCACGCGCACCACGAUCAUCGUGGUCACGAUCAUGGACACGACCAUGGACACAACCACGGACACGACCACGGACACGGACACGCCCACGCGAGCGAGCACGACUCGAGCACGGCAGCCACACCCGAGGCGAUGGCGCGACAGAUCGAAAACGUACUCAAGGCCCGCAUCCACGGCCUGGACAGCGUUGCCGUGCAGCUGGAAAAGGUGGCGGGUGGUGCGACUGGCACAGGAUCGCCCGGAGGCGCCACGCCCAUGUCGGCAUCGCCUUCGUACAGCAGCGCCUACGAGGGCAGCCCAUUGGCUGUGCGCAGCAACGGCGCCCAUGGCCUGUCACCCAUCACGGCGCAUCGCCAUCAUCAUUAA